Molecule: messenger RNA, 1842 nt
Organism: Galleria mellonella (greater wax moth)
Lineage: Eukaryota; Metazoa; Arthropoda; Insecta; Lepidoptera; Pyralidae
Exons: 1
Coding region: 129-515 (128 amino acids)
Source: RefSeq, a predicted model, not a curated record
CUUAUGCCAAAAAAUGAAUAUUGUCAUUGUCAGUAAAUUUUCAUGUCGUCUGUUCAUUCUCAAAUAUUUGUUUGAGUUUUAUUCUCAGAUUGUUUUUCAAUUAUAACUUUUAUGCACUAUUAAUCGAAAUGUUUUCGUCGAUAUUUGGUAGACGAAAAUCACCAGUUGAAGACGUAACGCCUCCUAUUCCUGGGCCCAAAACAGAUGACUUUGUUAUAGUUGACCCAACAUCUCCUGGUGGUAGUUUGUAUCCAAGUGUGAGCGGUGGCUCUGUACCAGUGGUGUCUCCUAAAAGACCAGCACCUCCAGCUCCAAAGAAGAUAGCAGAUCAAAGUUUCCAUUAUUUGCAAGGCGUACCUUUCUCUUUAUGUCGUGAAUUACAAAUGGCUUCGAAUAAAGACACCUUUGCAGCGCAAAUUGCAGAUCAAUUGGCAUUCUUGACAAAUAAAGUGAAUCUGAACAGUUAUGAAUACGAAUUUUCACUUGAAAGAAGUGUGCUAAAAGAAUUAGAAUAAUGAAUGUGAUUGUGUACUAUGAUUGGUGUUUGAAAUACUUGUAAAUAAGGACUGUACUUUACGUAUGACUCAUCUCUAUAAUAAUCCUUUGAAAUAUUUACUCAAUCUAUUUUUUUUAUAUUUGCCACAACUAGUUAUAUAUUUUGGCAUGUCUGAAUGAAAUAAGAACUUUCUGAAUGAAAUAAUUGUUUCAUAUAAUCAAAAAGUUAAAAUUUUUUUUUUUUUUAUUUUAUUUUAGCUGUAUUUUAACAGUGUUAUGACUAAAUUUGUUAUGCUUGUUGAGAUUGUUUAUUGUGUCAAGUAUAGAAGAACAGAUUGUUAAUAAAAUAUUAUUUAAUGAAAGCUAAAGUAUCACUUUUGUAUUUAUUUGUAUUGGUUUAACUCACAUGAUAAAUUUGGGGUUACCUGACUAAUUACACAAUCAAUAGGCGCCCUUAUUUAUGAAAUGGGUUUGAGGCUCAAAUUUCUUGAAUUAUUGCCAAUAUGGAAGUAAGUCUUAAUUUAUAUGAUAGUUAUAUAUUGUUUAAUUCCUCUAUAUUAUUUUGUAAUAAUGUAUAACAGAAAUUCUUCAAUCAUUUUGAAUAGCUCAAGUGAUAAAAACAUUUAAAUUUCAUUGAUUAAUAUUUCCACAUAAUAUUAUUUUGCAAUAUCAAUAUUUCAUUAUAACUAUUACCUAUAUCACAUAUAUUUAUUUGUUUACAAUAAUUACAACUAUGCGUUUCUCUACACAAACAUACAAUAGCUUUUUAAUGAGAGUGCUGUUCGAUUAGUAUAAAUGUUUUAUUGUGUUAUUCCAGUAAGGUGCAUACAAUUAAUGAUUACACCAUUUCAUUUUCACAAUAUUAGUAGAGAGCAAUAUUGCUGGUUUGACUGGUUAGAAAAAUAAAUAAAAUUAGCAUUGGAGAUGUUUAUUAUAGUGUUAUCAAUAUUAAGUCUAUAGAUUCUUUUAUUAAAAAAAAAACUUGCAUUAAUACAUAUAAUACAUACCCACAUCAUCUAACUUGAUUAUAAAAAUCAAUCUCAAAAUAUUGUUAUAGAGUGUACCACUAUAACAGUACAUUUGAUACAGCAUUAUUUUUGUUUAUACUACCAUACAAAUUACAAAUGUGAAUCUUAUAAUGUGUAUUUUAGGUAUAAAGACACAACAGUGCCUCUUGUUGUAAACAUAAUUAGAUAAAAAUAAUGAACUUUUGCUGUAAGUAGAAAGAUAUGUAUAAAUAGUUAUGGCCAUUUCAAUAUAUAGCUUGAUUACUUACAGCAAGAAUUUUAUCUUGUAUAUAAAAAGUCUUUAAAAUGGAAUGUAAAUAAAAAAUAAAAUAGAGAAUAA